AUGUCUUGGACUGAUUUACUACGGUCGCCAUAUAAAGUUAUGGCUUCCCGCAAGUGGUCCGCCACACCGGCAAAGGAGCGUGAUGCAGGUUGGUGGGGGCAACGGGCCCGCUUCCAUCCGGUAGGCCAAGCGCUGAGCACGCCAGCUGUGUGCCUAGGGUCGAACAAAGUCCUGCCGACAGCAAAUUGGGGUACUCGGGUCGUCCGACCCGGGCUGCCGUGUAACACCAGUCCCCCUACUCAAAGUCCCUCGUCAAUUUGGAGGGUGGCCUUCAGGAAUUACCCCGGGGCUCGGGACGGGGCAAGAGAGUCAUCCCGAGGAACGAACCCCGGGAAUUCCGGGUCUGCCCCGAAGCCCCGGGGCUGCUACAAUUUUUUUUUUCUGGACCAAUGA
This is a messenger RNA of Puccinia graminis f. sp. tritici CRL 75-36-700-3, 393 nucleotides long. RefSeq lists its product as uncharacterized. NCBI's taxonomy places the organism in Eukaryota, Fungi, Basidiomycota, Pucciniomycetes, Pucciniales, Pucciniaceae. The record is from RefSeq and is a predicted model, not a curated record. Bases 1 to 393 code for a protein of 130 amino acids. The transcript is spliced from 2 exons.